Molecule: messenger RNA, 1084 nt
Organism: Misgurnus anguillicaudatus (oriental weatherfish)
Lineage: Eukaryota; Metazoa; Chordata; Actinopteri; Cypriniformes; Cobitidae
Gene: pithd1
Product: PITH (C-terminal proteasome-interacting domain of thioredoxin-like) domain containing 1
Cellular component (GO): nucleus
Source: RefSeq, a predicted model, not a curated record
AUGGCGCAGGCUUCGUUUCACUUUAUUUACAGUCAACGAGAAGCGACCAAUCACAUGCCGAUACGUCACAAGAAGGCGACUCCAAACGCUGUGCCUGUUUCAGUGUUGUAUACUUUUCAACUUCUACAACCUGUGCCACUGUACAUAGGGUUUACAUUGCAGUUUGUGAUACAACGCGCUCGAACUGUCGUAGAUAACACUGGAUUAAAGAUAAUUGUCUGCAGUCGUGAGUGUUUUAGCACGUUGGUUAAAUCAAACAUGUCUGGACACGGUCACGGCCACGGUGGGCAUAGUCACGGUUGUUGCGAAUGCGAGCACGAGCCAGCUGAGCGGGGAGUGGAAUAUGAGCUGUACAAACGGAUUGACAUCGAGAAGCUUCAGUGCUUGAAUGAAAGCCGAGAUGGAGACGGUAAACUUGUUUUCAAGCCAUGGGAUCAACGCACUGACAGGACGAAGUUUGUUGAAAGUGAUGCUGAUGAGGAACUUCUGUUCAAUAUACCGUUUACAGGUAAUGUGAAGCUGAAAGGAAUCAUCAUUUCUGGAGAAGAUGAUGAGUCACACCCAGCUGAAAUUAGACUAUUCAAGAACAUACCCCAGAUGUCAUUUGAUGACACAAGCAGAGAACCAGAUCAAGCAUUUCGCCUUAACAGGGAUCCUUUGGCUGAACUGGAGUAUCCAACAAAAAUUGCCAGAUUCUCCAAUGUGCAGCAGUUAUCUAUUCACAUAUCUCAUAACUUUGGGGCUGAAUCCACUCGUGUGUAUUAUAUUGGACUACGUGGAGAGUAUUCAGAGGCUUACAGACAUGAAGUUACAAUCUGUAACUAUGAAGCAGCAGCCAACCCAGCAGAUCACAAAGUGGAGACUAUUACCCCGCAGACACAGUUCAUAUCAUGACAAAUAAAGAAGAGGGAAUCUCAUGCUUUUUCUGUGAAACAAUAAAAGUGUGCAUGAGUUUUGAUAAGAGUGAACUAAGAGGGCUUUAUUGGCUAAAUUUGCUUUGAUUUGAUUAACAGGAAUUUGUGUAUUAACGAGUGUUUGUUCACCUGCACUUCUGCUAAUGUGCCAAUAAACAUAUACGCACUUA